Molecule: messenger RNA, 3724 nt
Organism: Anolis carolinensis (green anole)
Lineage: Eukaryota; Metazoa; Chordata; Lepidosauria; Squamata; Anolidae
Gene: camk2d
Product: calcium/calmodulin dependent protein kinase II delta
Exons: 21
Coding region: 178-1749 (523 amino acids)
Biological process (GO): protein phosphorylation
Molecular function (GO): ATP binding; calcium/calmodulin-dependent protein kinase activity; calmodulin binding
Source: RefSeq, a predicted model, not a curated record
CGGGCAGAAGGGCUCGCCCGGACGACGACGCCGAGGACGAGGCAGCCGAGGCGGCGAGGCAAAGGCAGGGGAAGCGGCCGCGCCUUCGCCCUCCCGCUGCUGCUCCUGCCGCCCAAGCCCUCUUCGCUGCGCCGCCUCCUCCGCCGCCGACCCCCGCCGAAGCCCCCCGCGCCCGGCAUGGCCUCCACCGCCACCUGCACCCGCUUCACCGACGAGUACCAGCUCUUCGAGGAGCUCGGGAAGGGGGCUUUUUCAGUGGUGAGAAGAUGCAUGAAAAUCACAACGGGACAAGAGUAUGCUGCCAAAAUUAUCAACACGAAAAAGCUGUCAGCAAGGGAUCACCAGAAAUUGGAAAGAGAAGCUAGAAUCUGUCGCCUUUUGAAGCACCCUAAUAUUGUGCGACUUCAUGACAGCAUAUCAGAGGAAGGAUUUCAUUACUUAGUCUUUGAUUUAGUCACUGGUGGUGAAUUAUUUGAGGACAUUGUUGCAAGAGAAUAUUAUAGUGAAGCAGAUGCAAGUCAUUGCAUUCAGCAGAUCCUGGAGGCUGUGCUACACUGUCAUCAGAUGGGCGUAGUCCAUCGGGACUUGAAGCCUGAGAAUUUGCUUCUAGCUAGCAAGUCAAAGGGAGCUGCUGUGAAACUGGCAGAUUUUGGUUUGGCUAUUGAAGUGCAAGGUGAACAACAGGCCUGGUUUGGUUUUGCUGGUACACCAGGUUACCUGUCCCCUGAGGUGUUACGGAAAGAUCCUUAUGGAAAGCCAGUGGACAUGUGGGCAUGUGGUGUUAUUCUCUACAUUCUCUUGGUGGGAUACCCUCCUUUUUGGGAUGAAGAUCAACAUAGACUUUAUCAACAGAUUAAGGCUGGCGCAUAUGAUUUUCCUUCACCAGAAUGGGACACGGUGACCCCAGAAGCCAAAGACCUUAUCAACAAAAUGCUUACAAUCAAUCCUGCCAAACGUAUCUGUGCAUCAGAUGCCCUCAAACAUCCAUGGAUUUGUCAACGUUCUACUGUUGCUUCUAUGAUGCACAGACAGGAGACUGUUGAUUGCCUGAAGAAGUUCAAUGCAAGAAGGAAACUUAAGGGUGCCAUUUUGACAACUAUGCUGGCUACAAGAAAUUUCUCAGCAGCGAAGAGUUUACUGAAGAAACCUGAUGGAGUGAAGAAAAGGAAGUCCAGUUCGAGUGUUCAAAUGAUGAUAAACAACAAAACCAACGUGGUAACCAGCCCCAAAGAAAAUAUUCCUACCCCAGCGCUGGAGCCCCAAACUACUGUAAUCCACAACCCAGAUGGAAAUAAGGAAUCAACAGAGAGCUCCAAUACAACAAUUGAAGAUGAAGAUGUGAAAGCUCGUAAACAGGAGAUUAUCAAGGUUACAGAGCAGCUGAUUGAAGCUAUCAAUAAUGGGGAUUUUGAAGCCUACACGAAAAUCUGUGACCCUGGCCUUACCUCAUUUGAACCUGAAGCUUUGGGGAACCUUGUAGAAGGGAUGGACUUCCACCGGUUUUACUUUGAAAAUGCUUUGUCUAAGAGUAACAAGCCAAUCCAUACCAUUAUCCUGAAUCCUCACGUCCACCUUGUGGGUGAUGAUGCUGCCUGCAUUGCAUAUAUAAGGCUGACUCAAUACAUGGAUGGGAGCGGGAUGCCAAAAACUAUGCAGUCAGAAGAGACACGGGUCUGGCAUCGCCGUGAUGGAAAAUGGCAGAAUGUUCACUUUCAUCGUUCAGGAUCACCAACAGUACCUAUCAACUAAAUGUCAGUGGUGCCACAUUGUGUCCUCUGCACUCUGCACUUGGUUGGCUACCAACGCAGCCUCCCCUUUGCCCUCUUCAUGCAUGUUCUUUAAAUGCAUGAAGCUGUGAAGUUUCUACGUGUGGUACAUUUAUGAUGCAUCAUUUUGCUGUAUAUUCCAUUGGUAUCUUUUGUUUAUACAGUGAAGGGGAUGCUCCAAGCAAACUGAAACUGGAAUUACAAGAUGAGAGAAAAGAGAAAAUGGAAAUGUGAGAAUAUAUGCAGCAUAUACUUCUCCUGCCAAUGUAUUUUUUAAAAAUUCUAUCGAAAUGAAGGUUUAGAAAAAAGUGUAUUUCAGUUACUGCAGUUUUGCUUUUUGACUAAUUUGUUUUUAAAUACUAUUGUAUAUUGCUUUGGUCAUAGUAAAAUUAAUGAAAUUCCAACUUUCUUAUUGUUGGACAUAUGAGUAGAAAUACUUAACUAGACCAAAGCAUUUCUGUAGGCUUGGGAUCACGGGGACUCAUCUUUCCUAUGAGUCACUCAGUAAACUGGAGAAAAAUCACAUAGUUUGGUGACUUAUCUAGAAUCAUCUGUCACUGUUGUUUGGUCAGCAAGAGGUUUUUUUAAUCAUUUGUUUAGCUAUGUUCUAACUACAAGGGAAAAAAGAUAUUUUUAAGUAGUGUUUCUAGAUUUUUGAAAAACAAGCAGUGAACAGAGAUGGGUCAGGUUUUGGUAGUGAUGGAUACAACUUUUUUUUAAUCAUAUGGAUGUACAGCACAUUUAUUAAAGCAAGUUGUAGGGGAUUCUUUUUAAACUAAUGUGUGGUAGCCUAGAACAAUUAGGCCUUAAAAGCUUAGUGUCAGAAGUUUACUUGUCUACAUAUUUUGUAGCAAUUUAUUAUCUUAAAACAACUACCAGGAAAACAUGUUUUCUAAUAAUACUAUCACACUUUUACAGUCAUUAUUUUCUCAUGGCUUUUCAAAGGCCUUGCACCAUCUGGAAUAAAUCAUUUUUUUAGGUUUGGCUAACUCCUACCCACCCACCCUCCUGUCGCUGUAUAUAUCUACCUGCAAAAUGAGCAGGAAAUAUAUUCAGUGUCAAUUUAGAGCAGAUUGUUCAGUUGCUGUUUGAUUGCUUCCGUUGUGUACAUGUGAAAUUAUAUUCCUGCAAGCACUGCUCUUCUUCGUUCAAAAUAAAAAUAGGGAUUUUGUUUUUGUUUAGCUUUGGUGGUUUCUUUAUUCUUUUUGGUCAACAGUGGAGCUAUCAAUUCUCUGUAACACUGUAUAGCGCAUGAAUCUUUGAUCAAUGUUAUUUUUAGUAAGUAAAAUUUACAAACUUGCAGCAGCUUGAAAAUGUUAAUACAGAGAAAGAAACAAAAGUCCCAGUUUGUAAAAUUUUCAUCUAUCUGUAUUGAUUACUAAUCAAAAGUGAUUCUUACCAUUUACACCUCAGUGUUGUUCCUAGUAAUCAUAUGUUAAAGAUGUUUAACCUUCUUCUCUGGUGAUAAUGAUUAUAUACUUUCAGCCCAUGGCAAUAUGUAUAGCAAAUAAAUAAAGUAAAUGUCUUGAGCCAUAUUAACCUGCCAAUGGGAAUCUGUGAAAAUGCAAUGGCCUCGUGCAUUUUUUAAAAGAAGAAAGUAAUAAAUUUCUUAUUUUGCAAAGCAGCUUUAGAUGGUAUAUGUGUAUUUACAUUUAACAACAUUCGGUGUAUGAUUCUUUUUCUUCUUCUUUUUUCUUUUACACUUUUUACCAGAGCAUGUGGUGUUGCCAUAUUAUUCUAGUUCAAGUCUGUCUUCCCCAUUGAUAUGUUGGAAAUAUUGUGCGACUUAGUUCUCUUCACUCCAAGCUGAAUUAUACACCUAAUCUGUUGUCAUUUCAAAACACUGCAAUUUACCAUGGGACACAGUAUAUGUCUGUACAUAUAUAUAUUUCUUGCCAUAAUGGUAAAGAACUGACAGAUAUAUUUAAGAAUUAAUAAAUUUGUGUUUUCUGCUGAAA